UAACUGUGUGCGUAGUCAUGUUGGUUAGCACUCAUGUCACCUUGACGAGUGCUCAGACGCAGUACACAAGGCAAUACUUCCUUCCAAAACUGCUUAUAGUAUAAUUUGUUUGUGGCUACUGAUAACUUACUGUCCACCUGUGGCAACCUCAUCUCCGAUCUCUCCUGCGCUAUUCCUCCCAGACACCUCACCAGGCUCACCUCACCUUACCAGUCUCGCGCUGGCAGCAGAGAACGGUCAUUGGGUUUACAUUUAAUCCUCUGAUAUAAGCUGCAUAAGAAGCCAAGAUGUCGUCUGCAAAUGACCGAGCCAUCCUCAACUCCAUCUUCAACCCAUUACUGCCUGUUGGUGAAUGUGUCUACGAUGAAAACAUCCCUGAUGAUUUGCAAGACAAAGAGGAGACAACACCAGAGACUGAAGAAGCAAAACAACUGGAACUUCAGGGAGUAAAGUCAGCUGAGGCUGGAGAUGUGGCAGCAGCCCUGGCAUCCUUCAAUAAGGCUAUAGAAGUGGCUCCAAAUAGAGCCUCUAGCUAUAACAACAGAGCUCAAACUCUUCGGUUGAUGGGGAAGGUGGAGGAGGCCAUGGCAGAUCUAGAAACAGCAGUGCGCAUGUCACAAGGACAGGGACGUGCAGCAUGUCAAGCAUUCACACAGCGGGCAAUGGUUCAUCGUCUCCAAGGACACGAUGACUUAGCACGUGCUGACUUCCAGGAAGCUGCUAAUUUAGGUUCAGAAUUUGCCAAAGCACAGCUGGUGCAGAUGAAUCCUUAUGCAGCCUUGUGCAACAAAAUGUUGCAUGAUGUCUUCAGCAAGCUCCAACGAGGGGAGUGUGGUGGGGUGUAAAACCAUUCAACACUUGGAGAUCUACUCUUUGAUUUGAUAAUGAAGAAAUAGACAAUGAUAUACAUAUAUAUAUAUAUAUAUAUAUAUAUAUAUAUAUAUAUAUAUAUAUAUAUAUAUAUAUAUAUAAACAUUAUUCCUUCCAAAUGACCUUGAACAUGUGAAAAUAUUAAUGUACGUACUUUAGUAUCACACUUUGAUGGAAGAGGACAUGAAAUAAAUUUUUGAAAUAAAA
This is a messenger RNA of Portunus trituberculatus (swimming crab), 1077 nucleotides long. Its product is annotated as tetratricopeptide repeat protein 36-like. NCBI's taxonomy places the organism in Eukaryota, Metazoa, Arthropoda, Malacostraca, Decapoda, Portunidae. The transcript has 6 exons. The coding region runs from base 288 to 845 and encodes 185 amino acids. The record is from RefSeq and is a predicted model, not a curated record. Gene Ontology annotation, biological process: cilium assembly. Gene Ontology annotation, molecular function: protein binding.